This is a messenger RNA of Drosophila busckii, 2071 nucleotides long. It is a transcript of the gene Atg16, whose product is annotated as autophagy-related protein 16. The coding region runs from base 16 to 1860 and encodes 614 amino acids. NCBI's taxonomy places the organism in Eukaryota, Metazoa, Arthropoda, Insecta, Diptera, Drosophilidae. The transcript is spliced from 10 exons. Gene Ontology annotation, cellular component: autophagosome membrane. Gene Ontology annotation, molecular function: protein binding. Gene Ontology annotation, biological process: autophagosome assembly. The record is from RefSeq and is a predicted model, not a curated record.
AUUAUUGACCCUAAGAUGUCCGCAGAAGAGUAUGUGUGGCGCGAGCAUAUAGUCCGGCGUUUACGUGAGAAGCGAAAGGGUUGCGAGGGUUUCAAGGAAAUCAUUAUACAAAACAAUCGCCUCAUUGAUCAUGUUGCGCAGCUCAAGUCCGACAAUCUAAAGCUAUCCGUGGAGAAUGAGCAAUUGCGGAACGCCGUGUCAACAGGUGGCACCGGUCCUAAUGUGGCCAUGGUGACGCUGGAGAAGAAGCUGCUGGCACAACAAGAAGAGCUGACGGAGUUGCACAAAAGAAAGGGCGAGAACUCGCAAAUGAUUGUGGACUUAAAUGUUAAGGUCGAGCAACAAAAGAAACUCCUGGUGGAGAAGGAGCACAGCCUGUAUGAACAACAAACUGUGAACAACCGCUUGAGGGCGGAGGUGCAACUGCUGCACUGCAGCUUGGAAGAACUUAAGAAGCUCAACACAACAUUGCUUGAUGAGCACACCGCGUUACAGCUGGCAUUUAGCUCACUCGAAGACAAGAUGCGUAGUGUUCAGGACGAGAAUCGUUGUUUACUAGAACGAAUAAUGCGCUACAAAUCAAAAGAUGCUGAUAAGCUAAACGAGGAAAACGAAAGUAUAAUAAGAAAAAGACUGCCGUCAAUUUUCAGAAAACGUUCAGCCAAACUGAAACGUGACCUGGAAGACGCCGUUCGUGAGCCCAACUCCUUAAACAAUCAAACAGUUCCUGCCAGCAGUGGAACGCCGCUCCACCGCAAUUCAACAAGUCCGGCCCAAUUUGUUGGAAGUCUUGUGAGUGACGACGACUUUGAUGAAGCUUCCAUAAACGGAGCGAUGGAAGCUUUAGGACUGGAUGAAGAUGAGUAUAUCAAUGCCAGAUUUUCAGCUGGCGAGGCAAUGCACGAGGCGACACGCGCUUCCAUAGAUACACUUAAGGCAUCCGGUUACCUGGGCCAGCCGAAUCCCACAAAAAUCCUCAUGAAAUUUGAAGCUCAUGAGAAUGAGUCGCACGCAGUGCGUUGGAGCCCCGUGGAGCGCAUGGUAGCCACUGGUGGUGCUGACAGAAAAGUUAAACUCUGGGACGUAGGCAAAGGACUAACUGAGCCUCGUGCUGUGCUGAGUGGGAGUAGUGCGGGAAUUAAUUCCGUAGACUUCGAUUCAACCGGAGCGUAUAUUUUGGGCACAUCGAAUGAUUAUGGAGCGAGGGUUUGGACAGUAAUGGACAAUCGAUUAAGGCACACGCUGACAGGUCAUAGUGGCAAAGUCAUGGCAGCUAAAUAUGUACAAGAGCCUAUUAAAGUGGUGACCGGAAGUCAUGAUCGCACAUUAAAAAUUUGGGACUUACGUAGCAUUGCCUGCAUAGAGACCAAAUUUGCGGGCUCUAGUUGUAAUGAUCUUUGCACAACGGAUAGCCUGGGCUCGACCAUUAUCAGUGGACAUUAUGAUAAGAAAAUACGCUUUUGGGAUAUACGAACGGAGAAGCAAGCGGAUGAUGUGCUCAUGCCUGCCAAGAUUACCUCAUUAGACUUGUCAAAAGAUUGCAAUUACUUAAUAUGUUCCGUUAGGGAUGAUACGAUCAAAUUAUUAGAUUUACGAAAAAAUCAAGUCAUCUCAACGUUUGCCAAUGAACACUUUAAAAUAAGUUGUGAUUUCGCUAGGGCAACUUUUAAUUCUAGUGCUGUUAAAAUUGCCUGCGGUUCAGCGGAUGGCACAAUAUUUAUAUGGAAUGUUAAUGGUUUUCUCGAAACAACGCUUAAGGGGCACAGCACGGCCGUGAAUGCAGUUAGCUGGAGUCCAAACAGUAAUUCGCUAGCAUCGGUGGGAAAGAGCAAAAGAUGCAUUAUCUACUCGGAUUCAUAGUGACUGAAUUGCUUGCAGUUGAGCUACUUUAUCGUUUACCGCAGCGCUUGUCAAAGUCAAUGUUUAGUUUGAUUAAACUUACACCGAAUUUAAAUUGCUGCUGGAUUUUGUUAUAGAACCUAGCACGUGCCAUUGAUCAACGCCUUAAUAAUUAAUUAUUAAUGUAUAUUAAAAGUGUUAGGCUACUAACGGGGGAUAUAAAUAUUUGCAA